AUGAAAAGAUCUCACAUUUCGUCUCCUCGUUCUUAUUCACGACCAGCGAUUUCAAUCUUCGGUGUCUUCCUCUUGUUUCUUCUGGGUUUAACACUAACUUCUCGAAAACCAUCAGAUUCAUCCUCCGGUUUAGCUCCAAAUCGAAACUUAGCCACAAAAUCGACGAUUCCGAGGCUUGCGUAUUUGGUAACGGGAACGAAAGGAGAUGGGAAACGAGUGAAGCGGCUGCUUAAAGCAAUACAUCAUCCGAGAAAUUACUAUCUGCUUCAUUUGGAUCUCGAAGCUUCAGAUGAAGAAAGAAUUGAGCUGGCGAAGUAUGUGAGAUCGGAGAAGAAAAAGUUUGAGAAUGUUAUGGUAAUGGGUUUAGCUGAUUUGGUUACGGAGAAAGGUCCAACGAUGUUAGCUAGUACGCUUCAUGGUGUUGCCAUUUUGUUGAAGAAAGCUAAGGAUUGGGAUUGGUUUAUUAAUCUUAGUGCUUCUGAUUAUCCUUUAAUGCCUCAAGAUGAUAUUUUGCAUAUAUUCUCAUACUUGCCACGCUACCUGAACUUUAUCGAGCACACAAGCAACAUCGGUUGGAAAGAGAACCAAAGAGCAAGGCCUAUCAUUAUUGAUCCUGGUUUUUACCAUUUGAAGAAAUCUGGUGUCUUUUGGGCUAAAGAACGGAGAUCUUUGCCUGCUUCAUUCAAACUUUUCAUGGGUUCAACCAGCGUUGCUUUAACAAGACCGUUCCUCGAGUUUUGCAUUUGGGGAUGGGAUAAUCUCCCAAGAACGCUAUUGAUGUACUAUACCAACUUCCUCUUGUCAUCUGAAGGCUACUUUCAGACAGUUGUGUGCAACAAUAAAGAUUAUCAGAACACAACGGUUAACCACGACCUGCAUUACACAAAAUGGGAUCCGCUUCAACAGCGCACCCUGAAUGUAACGGUUGAGAAUUUCCGCGAUAUGGUCCAAAGCGGGGCUCCAUUCGCAAGGGAGUUUCGAGAGGAUGAUCUUGUACUCGAUAAGAUUGACAUUGAGCUACUAGGUCAAACCGAUACUGGAUUGGAGUUGAAGACUUCGGAUGUUGUUAAACCAACGGUUAGUUGGAAGAGGCUUGAGAAGCUCAUGGUUAGGCUUCUUGAUCAUGAGAAUUUCAGGGCUAAGCAAUGUAAAUAA
Solanum lycopersicum (tomato) is the source of this 1155-nucleotide messenger RNA. NCBI's taxonomy places the organism in Eukaryota, Viridiplantae, Streptophyta, Magnoliopsida, Solanales, Solanaceae. The record is from RefSeq and is a predicted model, not a curated record.